CUCGGCUGGGGAGCAUUGACACUGUCUCAGGCCUUUAUCAAAGGAAGAGGCUCUCUCAUAACCACCCGCCUCCUCAUCGGCGCCUUCGAAGCCGGAUUCUACCCCACGGCCCUCGCCUACUUGACAGCUUUCUACCCCCCAUUUGACCUUGCUGUGCGCAUUGCGCUAUUCUAUGGACAAUACGCCGUGGCAGGGGCGUUUUCCGGGGUCAUAGCCUAUGCUAUAUUCCGGAUAGAACACCCGACGCUAAAGAGCUGGCAGCUCCUGUUCCUCAUCGAAGGUGGUGCGACAUGUCUUGUCGCACUGUUUGCCUGGGCAUGGUUGCCCAAGGGGCCGGAGAGUGCUUGGUUUUUGACAGCGGAGGAGAGAGCGUUAUUCAGGAGAUGUCGGGUCGUAGAUGGAGUUGGAGUUAAGGGAUGGACAGCACAGGGCGAUGGUGAAGGAACGGGAUAUAGAGUGAACGGGAGAUGCCAUGAUGAAGAUGAUACCGAGAGUCAGCGGAUGGUAGCAGUACCAUCCGCCGGAGAUGUUGAAGAAGAAGCAUCCGGACGUCUUGUAACCUGGCGAGAAAUCGUCGAAACCGUCCGUGACUGGAAGCUCUGGUUCCUCCUUCUCUGCAACAUCUGCGCCAGCAUCCCCAGCACCGCAUUCUCGGUGUUCUUGCCUUUGGUAGUAGAGGGGAUGGGAUACUCGGCCCUGCAAGCCAACCUGAUGUCAGUACCCCCCUUCGUCUUCGGCGCAUUGGGCGUCUACCUCUUUGCCCUUUCCUCCGACCGCCGUCAAGAGCGGGGGUAUCACAUCAUGGCCGGACUUGCGAUUUCAGCAGUCGGGCUAGCAGGUAUUGUUCUGACCACUUCCCCGUCCGGCAAAUACAUGGCCCUGUGCAUUCUUCUCUUCGGCUCCUACGUACCCCCGCCUCUAACCGCUGCUUGGCUAUCCAAUACCACGCGUUCCCCGAACAAGAGAGCGCUGGUGCUGGGUGUUAACGGAUGGGGUAAUCUGGCGGGGGUUAUUGGGAGCUGGGUGUUUAGGAUCGGCAGUGAGCAUGAUGGUGGCCAUGGUCAAGAGAAAAGGGGAGAUGGAUAUAGGGAGCCGUUGUUGAUUACAUUUGGGUUUGUUGGAAUGGCAAUUAUGGGGUAUUGGGCGUAUACGGAGGUGUUGAGGUGGGAGAACAGGAGGACGGGUGAGGCUGAGGCUGGGAAGAUGGUGGAGGAGAGCAGCAGGAAAAGGGAUAGCAAAAAUGGGUGUAGGAUAAUGGAUGGGGGAUCAUAG
Molecule: messenger RNA, 1272 nt
Organism: Neurospora tetraspora
Lineage: Eukaryota; Fungi; Ascomycota; Sordariomycetes; Sordariales; Sordariaceae
Product: major facilitator superfamily domain-containing protein
Exons: 4
Biological process (GO): transmembrane transport
Cellular component (GO): membrane
Molecular function (GO): transmembrane transporter activity
Source: RefSeq, a predicted model, not a curated record